GGGAAAAGGAGAAAAAUAUAUAUACCUGACCGCCCCCCCCAACCUUCGCUUCCCCUUCCCACUUCCCGGCUGUCCCCCCUCCGCCCAGCGCAGCCCGCGGAGUCCCUUUCGGUUCUGCCCAGCCCGGGCUGGGGGCCCGGGGGCGGCGGCGGGUCCCGACCGGCUCCCGGGCCGAGCCGAGCCCAGCCAAACCGCACUGGCUUCUUUGUCUGCGGGCGGCGGCCGCCCCGGCCCCGGCCCUGGCCCCCGGCCCCCUGGCCCGAGCUGUGAGAUGAAUCUCUAAUCGGUGGCCGCCGGGCACCCGGAGCGAAGGCGGCUCGGGCUCGGGCUCGGGCUCCGGAUGUGCUAGGUGUGGGCCAGCCCCACCCGACCCUGCAAGUGACCAUGGAUCCUGGAGCUGGGCCAGACUCAUCGCUGACUGUCAAUGAGCAGGUCAUCGUGAUGUCAGGCCAUGAGACCAUUCGCGUUCUGGAGGUUGGAGUGGACGCCCCAAUCCCUGCUGAGGAGGAGGGCAAAGCGCUGGAGGGUGUGGCCGCUGAGGGCUCCCUGAGCGGAGGCCCUGCCCAAGCUGGUAAAGCUGCCGGCGGUGACGCUGGGCCAGACACCCCAGACUCCUCCGCAGAGGCAACUGUCAAGUCACUCCCGGGGAUGCCUCCGAGCCCUGCCCCUGCCGUUGCCACCUUCAGCCAAGCCCCAUGCCAGCCUCAGGCAUCGCAGACCCUGACGCCACUGGCUGUCCAAGCUGCCCCCCAGGUCUUGACUCAGGAAAACUUAGCCACAGUUCUGACAGGAGUUAUGGUUCCAGCAGGGGCAGUUACUCAACCUCUUCUUAUCCCCAUCAGUAUUGCAGGUCAAGUGGCUGGUCAGCAGGGGCUGGCCGUGUGGACAAUUCCUACAGCAACCGUGGCUGCCCUCCCAGGACUGACCGCUGCUUCUCCCACGGGGGGAAUUUUCAAGCCACCUUUAGCCGGUCUCCAAGCAGCUGCCGUGCUGAACGCCGCCGCCCUCCCGGCUCCUGUCCAAGCCGCCCCUCCGGCGCAGGCGUCCUCGCCCGCCCAGCCCCGACCACCAGCCCAGCCCCAGACGCUGUUGCAGACCCAGCCGCUGCUGCAGACCGCGCCUGCCAUUCUACCGCAGCCCACUGCCGCCGCUGCCGCUGCCACUGCCCCCACCCCCAAGCCAGUGGACACCCCCCCACAGAUCACCGUUCAGCCUGCAGGCUUCGCGUUUAGCCCAGGAAUCAUCAGUGCUGCUUCCCUCGGGGGACAGACCCAGAUCCUGGGCUCCCUCACUACAACUCCGGUCAUUGCCAACGCCAUUCCCAGCGUGCCGGGGAUCAGCAGUCAGAUCCUCACCAACGCUCAGGGACAGGUUAUUGGAGCGCUUCCGUGGGUAGUGAACUCGGCUAGCGUGGCGGCCCCAGCACCAGCCCCAAGCCUGCAGGUCCAGGCUGUGACCCCCCAGCUGUUGCUGAACGCCCAGGGCCAGGUGAUUGCGACCCUGGCCAGCAGCACCCUGCCGCCACCCGUGGCUGUCCGGAAGCCAAGCACUCCUGAGUCCCCUGCUAAGAGUGAGGUGCAGCCCAUCCAGCCUACACCAGCCGUGCCCCAGCCUGCCGUGGUCAUUGCCAGCCCAGCCCCAGCAGCCAAGCCAUCUGCCUCUGCUCCCAUCCCAAUCACCUGCUCAGAGACCCCUACGGUCAGCCAGCUGGUGUCCAAGCCACAUACCCCGAGUCUGGAUGAGGAUGGGAUCAAUUUAGAAGAGAUCCGGGAGUUUGCCAAGAACUUUAAGAUCCGGCGGCUGUCCCUGGGCCUCACACAGACGCAGGUGGGUCAGGCUCUGACCGCAACGGAAGGCCCAGCCUACAGCCAGUCAGCCAUCUGCCGGUUCGAGAAGCUGGACAUCACACCCAAGAGCGCCCAGAAGCUGAAGCCCGUGCUGGAGAAGUGGCUGAAUGAAGCCGAGCUCCGGAACCAGGAAGGCCAGCAGAACCUGAUGGAGUUUGUGGGAGGCGAGCCCUCCAAGAAACGCAAGCGCCGCACCUCUUUUACCCCCCAGGCCAUAGAGGCUCUCAAUGCCUACUUCGAGAAGAACCCGCUGCCCACAGGCCAGGAGAUCACCGAGAUCGCUAAGGAGCUCAACUAUGACCGGGAGGUCGUGCGGGUCUGGUUCUGCAACCGGCGCCAGACGCUCAAGAACACCAGCAAGCUGAAUGUCUUUCAGAUCCCUUAGGGCUCAGCCCCCAGCCCUGUGUUCCAGCACUUUGUACCUUCCCUCGGCCUCCGGCCGGCCGUCGCCCCCACCGCCGCCGCUGCUGCAGCCCCUGUCACUCUGCCGCGCGGCUGUGUUUGUCCUGGGUUGUGAGACUCCACUGUGCGCAUGCGCGUCAGCUGCCCCCGCCCCUUCCCUCAUAGAGUUCCCAUCCUGGGGAGGGCAGUGGUGGGGCCCACCGGAGACCGCCAGGCUUGGGGCUGGUCACGCCGAGGGAGGGGAUCUGUGGUGUCACUUAAAGAAGCACUUUGCUAACGUGGUUUUUGAAGGGUGACUUCUGGUUGGGAACCAGAACCCCUCCAUCUUUGGGGCAGGACCACUGGCUCUUGUUAGCUCUUGUUUGGGAAGGCAUCCCCUCUCCACUCUCUCGUCUGCUGUGCUCCUCCGUGUGAGUGGGGCAGGUACCGGCAGCUCAUCCGUCCAAGGGAACCGCAGCCUCACCCACCCGCCCUUUGCCUGCAGGCACAGUGUCCCCUGAAAGGACCCAAGAGAUACAGUUCCGAAAGUGUAAUGUGCUGCUCAGAAGGUCAGACUCCAUAGCUGUCUCGGCCUCCAGGUCGGAAAGAUCCCACAGCCCUGGGACUGGAACAUGUGACCUCCUCUCCCAUCUCUCCCUGGUUCGGAAAAUUGCACUAAAGCAGGACCUUUGCUUUGGAAGGUCCAGGUUGGAAGGAAGCCACGGUGACCUCUAGCUGACCCGGAGUUGACCUGGGUCUAUAGCAGGUUGGGAACUUAACAAAUGAGGCCACCCUCUCCGAUUUUAAUCUAAUCUCUGUCCAUGGCCUUCUCGGGUCAGAACAGUGCGUGGGUUAAGAGCACUUGCAGCCUAGAAAAUCCCCCUGCCCAACCAAGCAGGCACCAGGGAGAAAAAUGAGGAAAGGAAUGCUGACUCGUUUUCUCUUAUCCUCACACUCGCCCCCUCCCUCCCCCGAGUCCUAGGGCCUCCUCAGAAGCGGCAAAUCAAACAAGAUGCCAGACAGCCAGGCCCUGGGGAAAAGGCAAACAUCCCCAAAAAGCUGAUGGCAACCCGGGAAGGUCUUUUUGUGACAGGUGACUUAACUCUCUUUUUCUUGGUGACUUGCAGUCUUGGAUGCUGGAGGAGAAACCUUAAUUUUGUCCAGUCUUAGACCACAUGUUUGCGUGAGUGAUCCCCCCAGUGUACCUCUGAGUCGAGAAUACCCCUGGGGCAGGUCGGGUUUUGCCUUCAGAGAGGGUGGCUCUGGUACGUUGGGGGUGAGCAUCUCAUCUGAGCUGUUCAAUGAGGUUCCCAGACUCCCUGUGGCCGGACAUUCCCUGGAACUCAGUCUGUGACUCCAAGAGGUCCGGAGAUGCUGAGGGGGGCCCAGACUUGCUGUGUAGACUAGACUUCAACCCAAGUCCCAGGGGCAGCCCCCUCCUCUUUUCAGCACUCCUGUGCUUUCAGAGCCGGGUCUCUAGCAGCUGCCCUCCACGACCCCUCACUCGAUAAACCCUGAAGAGGUGGCUGCUGGGUGAGGGCCCGUCACCACCUCUGUGGGUCCCUGGCCCCGCUUCCUCAGGCAGGCCAUGCUUCCUUUUCUGCCUGCGGCUGGGCCCUCGCAGGCCCUUCAGUGCCAGUGUGGCCCCCCUCUCGGUAGCCCUGCCAGGGAGAGGGCAGUGGUGUGUCCAGCUGUCACACACACACACUCCACCCCCGCCGCAUUCUGACCAACUCGCAUUGCCAGAGUGUGGGGGGGGGGUGAGGAAGCUGAUGGGCACCUUGACCGCCCCAGCCUCUCAGGAGAGAGUAAGGCUCCAAAGGUGAGGCUCCACCCUCAAGUUCAGGGUUAUCAACCUGUCUCAGUGAGGUGACCAGCUUACUUGAGAGGACUGUUGUAAACAAGUUUUCAGUAAGAAUAAAGCACCAGAUUUUGUAAAGA
This is a messenger RNA of Phacochoerus africanus (Common warthog), 4169 nucleotides long. It is a transcript of the gene POU6F1, whose product is annotated as POU class 6 homeobox 1. The transcript is spliced from 11 exons. The coding region runs from base 385 to 2232 and encodes 615 amino acids. The record is from RefSeq and is a predicted model, not a curated record. Gene Ontology annotation, molecular function: DNA-binding transcription factor activity, RNA polymerase II-specific; RNA polymerase II cis-regulatory region sequence-specific DNA binding. Gene Ontology annotation, biological process: regulation of transcription by RNA polymerase II. Lineage: Eukaryota; Metazoa; Chordata; Mammalia; Artiodactyla; Suidae.